This is a messenger RNA of Nannospalax galili (Upper Galilee mountains blind mole rat), 484 nucleotides long. It is a transcript of the gene Ska2, whose product is annotated as spindle and kinetochore associated complex subunit 2. Gene Ontology annotation, molecular function: microtubule binding. Gene Ontology annotation, biological process: chromosome segregation; mitotic cell cycle; cell division. Gene Ontology annotation, cellular component: outer kinetochore; spindle microtubule. The transcript has 2 exons. The record is from RefSeq and is a predicted model, not a curated record. NCBI's taxonomy places the organism in Eukaryota, Metazoa, Chordata, Mammalia, Rodentia, Spalacidae. The coding region runs from base 46 to 435 and encodes 129 amino acids.
UCCGGCAGCACCAAUCGCAAACUCUUUUCUGUGGAGCCCCCAGCUAUGAAAUUGAAAGAAACCAGAAAGCAGCCAAUGGGAAAAAACAUGCAUUCCUCAGCCAAUCCUCCGGCGGCGUUUUGUGUCUUUGCCCAACAGCAACUUGUGUUUCAGACGCAGGGGCGUUCCCCAAACGCCAAUGGGCGGGCGCCGGGAAGCGCACUAGCCAAUCAGAGAGAGACGUUGAAUGACAGCUGUCCAAUGGAGGCCCUCAGUGCUGCCGCGGCUUUCCCCUUAAGCGCCGCCGCGGUCUGUGGAAUGUCAACUAUUCAACAUGGAGGCGGAGGUCGACAAGCUGGAACUGAUGAAAAAUCCAGUUAUAGUUUUAAAGGAAUUGUCAGCAGUAAAGUCUCGAUAUCAAAGUUUGUAUGCUCGCUUCAAACCAAUUUCUAUUGAGCAAAAAGAGACCAAGAAUCGCAUUUGUGCUACUUUGAAGAAGACAAUG